UUGCACGUCGAGCGUUCAGUAGACUCGGCCAUUUCUCUCGCGAAACGUAGCGACUCGCUCAGCCGCGCGACGGUUUUUUUUUUCGCGACUGCACCGUGCGGGUAUACUCCCGGAAGUUUUGCAAAAUAACGCGACGCAAAAGGAUGAUACACUCCGGGCGCACCAGGCUCGAGAAAAAAGUAAGUCUCCAACAGUUAGGAGUGGGAGGAGGGGGCCAAGGGGUCGGAGCAAUACAAGCGGUAUUGGUCGAGGAGACGGAAAAAGGAAGCGGCGGUACCGGUGGACAAUGGUGGAAGCAGCAGCAUCCAUCCUAUCAUCACCAUUAUCACCAACAUCAUCAUCAUCAACAACAUUAUCAUCAUCAGGGCGGUUAUUACACGCAAUCGCAUACUCACAACCCUGUCACUACCAUGAAGCAAUCCUACAUGCAGCUAACAUGGGUGUUUCAUGAUGACGAGGCGCAGAUUAACAAGAAACUGCCAAAAGAAUUACUACUCAGAAUUUUUUCGUACCUCGAUGUCGUAUCGUUAUGCCGUUGUGCCCAAGUAAGCAAGGCCUGGAACGUAUUGGCCCUCGAUGGGUCCAAUUGGCAGAGGAUCGAUCUUUUCGAUUUUCAACGAGACGUGGAGGGACCAGUAAUAGAAAAUAUCUCGAGGCGUUGUGGCGGAUUCCUCAGGCAGCUCUCGCUCAAAGGAUGCCAAAGCAUCGGCAACAACUCAAUGCGCACCCUAGCCCAGUCAUGUCCUAAUAUCGAGGAGCUUAAUUUGAGUCAGUGCAAGAGGAUCUCGGACGCGACAUGCGCGGCCCUCAGCAGUCAUUGCCCCAAGCUGCAGCGGCUGAAUCUGGACUCCUGCCCCGAGAUAACGGACAUGUCCCUGAAGGAUCUCGCGGCUGGCUGCCCGCUGCUCACUCACAUAAAUCUCUCGUGGUGUGAGCUACUCACCGACAACGGGGUCGACGCGCUCGCCAAGGGCUGCCCGGAGCUCCGCAGCUUCCUGAGCAAGGGAUGCCGCCAGCUAACGGAUAAGGCCGUGAUGUGCUUAGCGCGUUACUGUCCUAAUCUCGAAGCGAUCAAUCUACACGAAUGCAGGAAUAUAACGGACGAUGGAGUCAGAGAACUUAGCGAACGGUGUCCACGGCUGCAUUACGUUUGCCUGUCGAAUUGCCCCAAUUUAACGGACGCGACGUUGAUUAGCCUGGCACAACACUGUCCACUUCUCAAUGUACUCGAGUGCGUCGCGUGCACCCAUUUCACGGAUACGGGUUUUCAAGCCCUCGCGAGAAACUGCAAACUGCUCGAGAAGAUGGAUCUGGAAGAGUGCCUUUUAAUCACUGACGCCACCCUCACUCAUCUGGCGAUGGGUUGUCCGAGAUUGGAGAAACUAAGCCUGUCACAUUGUGAGUUGAUCACCGACGAAGGCCUCAGACAAAUCGCGCUGUCGCCAUGUGCGGCGGAACACCUAGCCGUCUUAGAGCUGGACAACUGCCCGAACAUCUCGGACAACGGUCUGAACCAUCUGAUGCAGGCCUGUCACAAUCUCGAGCGUAUCGAACUUUACGACUGCCUACACAUUACCAGAGAGGGCAUACGUAAACUCAGAGCCCAUCUACCGAACUUAAAAGUGCACGCGUAUUUUGCACCGCCGACUCCACCACCCAGCGCAGGAGCCUCGCGACAACGAUACUGUCGGUGCUGCGUCAUUCUGUGAUUUUGCCUUCAACUCCUAACUCCGAAGUAAAAAAUCGUCCGAUAUAUAUACCCACGGGAUUAGUGGACCUUUAUCGGUGAUCGCUGUUUGCGGCGAUUAUGGGACCUCUCUCUCUUUCUCUCUCUCUCGUGGUUACCGGAGGAAGGGCUCCGGUUGCCCAUCACACAUUGAUAAGUGAGAACGGGACUCGUUGUCAAUUGCAAAUCGUUAAAUCGAUUCAUGCUCCACAUGCAACGAGUGAAGUACGUCAUCAUCAUCAACACAGAUGCUACUACUGCAAUUACCACUAUGACCGCUGCUGCUGCUCUGCUGCUGCUAUUACUAUUACUACUAUUACUACUACUACUACCGCUGUUACUACUACACUUAUUAUUAUUAUUAUUUCUAUUUGUACUCCGUUAUCUCGAUAGUAAGUGCAUCGCCACUAUCUCGGUUUAUAUUGCGUGCGGAAAGUUAGUCUGCAAAGGAAAGAAAUUCUCAGGUUUCCUUUAGCGAUAUUAUCGUUUUCUAUGAUCUUCAUUUAGCGUUCGUCCACAGAGAGAAAUGAACGCGCCCGCGCGUUUUCUGAGUCACUCGCGAUACAUACGGAGCGACGUAUUCGAGAGCGAGCGAGCUUAUUUUGAUUAGCGUUCGGACGCGUAUUUUCCUAGCGCUACGCGAGCAAGUUUAUCGAUUUACGUUGCUCGAUAAACACGAGAUACUUAUUUUAAGAUACGCGUAAAUGUCUUAUAAAUAUCUUAAUGAGCACCCGCGCGCGUACUACCGAUGGAACGUGGAAGAGAAACGGUAGUUUUAGGGACAACACGGAGUCAAGCGUGCAAUUGUAUCCAGAAGUCGAAUUUCACACACAAUCUCGACGUGUAAUCGUAGCAGUUUCUCAACGAACACUGCCUAUAAUGCUAUUGAUAAACGAGAAAAAAAGAUGCAAAAAAAGAAAAAAACAAAACACGGUAUAGCAACCGCGAAUCGAAUCUCGUCGUAAUAUUUAGGGUAUUAAUUAUCGUUUAUCGUAUAACGUAGACGUAUAUGCACCGAUAAAAUACGGCUCGGUGAAAGUGUUUCUUCUCGGUGUCUGUUUAAAAAGUAUUAACGAAUCGCGCGUACCGUGAUUACCGAGCGACACCUACGAAUUUCUUUCCUUUCGUUAAAAAAAGAAAACGAAAAAAAAGGAAGAAAAAAUAGGAAGAGAGAGAGAAAAACGAAGAAGAACGCGUAUCGCGGAAUUUGUCGCAUCAAGAGCGCACAACUUUCAACUUUCAACGACGAAAAUUUCGACGUAUAUUUGUGAUCGUGGACACUCGAGAUAGAGUGAGAAUGGGAGGAGGACGUUCGAGUAUCGUCUUUGAAGACUCCACCGCCGCUGGCGCGGCCUAUAGCGGUGGCGCGUGAGAGAUGCAUUUUACAUCGAUUCGCGGGCAGACGGUAUUUAUGCCCGUGUAUCGUAUCCUCGAAUACCCGUGUAAAACGUAAACACCACUUCUCCUCGACAGCCCGGACAUCUAUUCUAUUAUUUCUAUUCUCCGUUUUAUUAUCUUGUUUUCUUUUUUGUUUUAUUUUCUUUUUGUAACUUGUCAUGGACUAGGAGAGCACAGACUGAAAAACGAAUCAAAGCGUUAAUGUGUUAAACCGAUUAACUUCGUGCCGGCGGCGAACGGCGCUGGCAUUUUUACUUUUUAAGCCUAGGUUUAAAAAAAAA
Messenger RNA from Trachymyrmex cornetzi, 3405 nucleotides. RefSeq names its product F-box/LRR-repeat protein 20. The transcript has 9 exons. Gene Ontology annotation, cellular component: cytoplasm. NCBI's taxonomy places the organism in Eukaryota, Metazoa, Arthropoda, Insecta, Hymenoptera, Formicidae. The record is from RefSeq and is a predicted model, not a curated record. Gene Ontology annotation, molecular function: protein binding. Bases 144 to 1709 code for a protein of 521 amino acids.